CCUACUCCUCACCUCUCCGCACACUCACCUUAAAAGAAAGAAGAGCUGCCGGCCCAAGAGGAGUCGCCAUGAGGAACACACUUGUGAGGAUGCUGGUUGCACUUAUGUGUGCGCUGGCUGCGUGCGCAGAUGUCAUGCCUGUUCAGGAUUUUGAUCUGCAGAGGAUGGCCGGCAAGUGGUACUUGAUUGGCUUUGCCACCAACGCUCCUUGGUUUGUGAACCAAAAGGCAAACAUGAAGCUCGGGACUGCAAUCGUCGUGGCGACCGAUGGGGGAGACAUGGACCUGACAUAUGCCCACAUCAAGGAUGAUGGUACCUGCUGGAGAACGACUCAUUUGGCUAAAAAAACCGACACUCCUGGACGCUUCACCUUCCACAGCCAAGUUUGGAACAAUGACAAUGACAUGCGCGUCGUGGACGUCGCGUACGAUGAAUUUGCGUUGGUCCACACCAUCAAGACAAAGGAGGGCGCAUCUGAGGUUUUGAACAAGCUUUACACUCGCUCGCCCGAGGUCAGCGUGGCCCUGCAGCAGAGAUUCACAGACUUCUCCAUAGAGACCGGCAUUUUGCCCGAAAACGUCGCCAUCCUACCAAGUGCCGCGGAGUGUCCUGUGGCCUGAACAGUUUUCUCCUCGCUCUCCAAUGUCCUCGCCAUGCAGCUCUCCGCAUUUUUCAACAUUUAUUCCGACACUUCAGGAUUUCCAUUUCACACAACAGCUUGAAAUCAACAAAUAAGAGAGAGGCAGAGGGGAAAUAUGUUUGUGUUUUCUUGAGUGUUUUUUGACUGCUGAUUUUAUCGUGAUGUUUCUUGACCCACGAGCCAAUUAAAAGAUACAAAUUCUGAAUAUUUUUUUUCUUUUUUUUUUUUUAAAGCAACUCAUUAUUAUACAUGAGCCUCUGGUAGGCAGCAGAAUCAAACUGAUAUGUUAUUAUAAUUAAUCAAUAAUCCAUCCGUGCUUACAUCCAUGUGUUUCCUCGCUGUAUCGCAGUUCACCUAUCGUGGAUUCAGUGCGUUGCGGAUUUGUUUUCAUAUUCGUAUCGUGCAUAAUUCAUCAUAUCGUGGGUGUAUGCUGUUUUGAGUGUAUGCUUCCGAGCCUGCAUUUAAGCUGUAAAAAAGAAAAAAACAUUAAUUAAAGUACAUGUUACAAGGAA
Molecule: messenger RNA, 1152 nt
Organism: Phyllopteryx taeniolatus (common seadragon)
Lineage: Eukaryota; Metazoa; Chordata; Actinopteri; Syngnathiformes; Syngnathidae
Product: lipocalin-like
Exons: 6
Coding region: 69-620 (183 amino acids)
Molecular function (GO): small molecule binding
Source: RefSeq, a predicted model, not a curated record